Molecule: messenger RNA, 1175 nt
Organism: Kickxella alabastrina
Lineage: Eukaryota; Fungi; Kickxellomycota; Kickxellomycetes; Kickxellales; Kickxellaceae
Exons: 1
Coding region: 56-901 (281 amino acids)
Molecular function (GO): RNA binding
Source: RefSeq, a predicted model, not a curated record
AUUUUAUUUUUGUUAUUGCUCUAUAUAUCCAUUCAAAAAUUUUAAACACACACAUAUGCAAAAUACCAUGGCUUCUAUUCCGCCAAGCCAGUCACUUUACUUGCGCAAUAUCAACGACAAGAUUCAAAAAGAUGUACUCAAGAAAACUCUGUACAGCCUGUGCAUCCCCUACGGCCGCGUGCUCGACAUUGUCGCACUGAAAACAAUGAAGAUGCGCGGUCAGGCCUUUGUUGUAUUCGGUGAUAUUACAUCCGCCACGGCGGCGCUGCGCCAGCUCAACGGCCGCCAACUAUUCGGUAAAAGCAUCAACGUCGAGUAUGCGCUGAGCAAAUCCAAUGUUGUCGCACAACGCGAUGGAUCGUUCAAGUUUGGCGAGCCGCGCAAGCACAUGAGCGCCGAGGAGCGCAGACAACAACUUGGAAUCAGCGCAGCGGCCGCAGCAGAGGCAGAGGCUUCGGCAGCAGCUGGGAAGCGGCGGCAAAGUGAUAGCAAUAGCGAUGAUGAGGGCCAGGCGGCUAAGCGCCAAGCGAUUGAUCAUGGAUCCGAUAUGGAUAGCGACAGCGAUGAUGAGAAUAUGGCUAUUGGCAGCAGCGACACGGAUGAUUCCGAUGACGAUAUUGGCCCGCAAUUGCCCAAACCAGAAGUGGAAAAUGAAGUUGCGCAUGUGGCGCCUGGCCCAACACUGUUCGUCACUAAUUUACCGCAGAGCGUAUCCGUGGACAUGCUCUCUGGGUUGUUCCAGCAGUAUGGAGGUUUCAGGGAGGUGCGGCGGAUUCCUGGCAAGGACGAUAUGGCUUUUGUUGACUACGAUAGCACUGACUCAGCCGCCGCUGCGCUGAGCGUGCUUGAUGGCUUCAGGCUGGCUGCAGAUCAGGCAAUUAAAGUGGAGUUUUCGCGAUAAAUUGUGUAUAAAAAUUUUAUUUUCUCGCACCCCAUCCUGCUUUAACAACAAAAAAUGACAAAAAUCAACAAUGGAAAAGGAGCCCAGCACUGAGAAUGUGAGUAAUCGGGCUUGUCAAAUCAUUCCAUUGUGAUGGUUUGUGAUUGGACAGAUCUGUUUUUGUUUUUGAGAGCAUGUAUUUUUUUUGGACCAGGGAUUUUUGUUGACCAUGAACAUAAUUUUUUGCUGGCUUUUUUCCUUCUGUUUUUCAUUUAUUAUAUUAUAUUACCUUUUG